This is a messenger RNA of Aspergillus luchuensis, 999 nucleotides long. RefSeq lists its product as uncharacterized. The coding region runs from base 1 to 999 and encodes 332 amino acids. The transcript is spliced from 2 exons. The record is from RefSeq and is a predicted model, not a curated record. Lineage: Eukaryota; Fungi; Ascomycota; Eurotiomycetes; Eurotiales; Aspergillaceae. Gene Ontology annotation, molecular function: oxidoreductase activity; FMN binding.
AUGCCAGGAGUUUCCGGUCUCUUCACGGAAGAGCAGGCCGCUGGAUGGAAGCGAGUCGUUGAUACCGUCCACGCCCAGGGCGGCUACAUCUAUUGCCAGCUGUGGCACGCCGGCCGUGCUACUGUCCCCCAGAUGACCGGCUUACCCCCAGUUUCAGCCUCCGCCAGCGUUUGGGACGACCCCGAAGAGCGCUACACCCACCCCGCCGUGGGAGCGUCGGAGCCGGUUCGCUAUUCAGACCACCCUCCGAUUGAAUUGACGGUCGCGCACAUCAAGCAAACCAUCCAGGACUAUUGUAAAGCCGCCAAGACUGCCAUGGACAUUGGCUUUGAUGGCGUUGAACUACACUCCGGUAAUGGUUAUCUCCCGGAGCAGUUCUUGAGCUCAAACAUCAACCGACGGACAGACGAGUAUGGCGGAACUCCAGAGAAGCGCUGCCGCUUCGUACUGGAGUUGAUGAACGAACUGGCUCAGACGGUUGGCCAGGAGAAUCUGGCGAUUCGACUCACGCCGUUUGGACUGUACAACCAGGCGCGUGGUGAACAGCGUGUGGAAACCUGGACUUAUCUGUGCGAGUCGUUGAAACAGGCGCACCCCGGUCUAUCAUACGUCAGCUUUGUGGAGCCGCGCUACGAGCAAAUUCACAGUUACGAAGAAAAGGAUGCCUUCCUCCGCAGCUGGGGCCUUCCGAGUGUCGACCUCUCCUCCUUUCGCAAGAUCUUCGGCUCGACCCCCUUCUUUUCGGCUGGCGGCUGGGACCAGACCAAUUCUUGGGGCGUCCUGGAGGCCGGGAAGUACGAUGGUCUCCUCUAUGGACGGUACUUCACGAGCAACCCGGACUUGGUGGAGAGAUUGCGCAGGGGCAUUCCCUUUGCACCUUAUGAUCGCUCCCGGUUCUAUGGACCCUUUGAGGAUAACGCAUUCCACUAUGUGGACUACGAGCCUGCUCCGCAGAGCUCAGCCGGAGGGGAGUCCGCGAAGGUCCAGGUCCGACUAUGA